Kickxella alabastrina is the source of this 447-nucleotide messenger RNA. RefSeq lists its product as uncharacterized. Gene Ontology annotation, biological process: regulation of DNA-templated transcription. The transcript is spliced from 2 exons. Lineage: Eukaryota; Fungi; Kickxellomycota; Kickxellomycetes; Kickxellales; Kickxellaceae. The record is from RefSeq and is a predicted model, not a curated record. Gene Ontology annotation, molecular function: DNA binding; DNA-binding transcription factor activity. Bases 1 to 447 code for a protein of 148 amino acids.
AUGCAGUCUCCGGGCAACGGCAUUGGUAGGGGCAGCGGCGAUGAAAACAGUUUUUACGAUUCCUUUAAUAAUUUGAACCAGCCAACGAAACAUCUCCAAAAUCAGCAACAGCAGCAUCAACACCGCAAAUCAGCCGAUCUUACGCUGCGCAGGCGCCAGAACCGCGACGCGGCAGCCCGACACCGCCAAAGACAAAACAACAAACUCGAUCAUCUUGCGCACAAAGAGGCAGUGCUGAGCCAACAAGUGUCGGAGAUGCAGCUUGAGAUUGAGUUACUGCGAAACAGUCAAGCAGGCUUGACGUUGCCUACACGAGAUCCUUUUACUGCGUGCAUCAAGGCAAUGCUCGACCAGCUUCAAAAUUUGGCAAGCUCGUUGACUCAAAACAAAGACAGAAAUGGAGAUGGAGAAGGAGGACAACGGCUUUUGCACAAGGACCAAAGGUGA